This is a messenger RNA of Nicotiana tabacum (common tobacco), 1146 nucleotides long. Its product is annotated as putative late blight resistance protein homolog R1A-3. Lineage: Eukaryota; Viridiplantae; Streptophyta; Magnoliopsida; Solanales; Solanaceae. Gene Ontology annotation, biological process: defense response to other organism. The record is from RefSeq and is a predicted model, not a curated record.
AUGGCUAUAAAAAGGAGAUUCAACGGUGAAAUAAGAACAUGUGGAAUGCAUGAUCUACUGCGUGAAUUCUGUUUGAUAGAAGCUAAAAUGACAAAGUUUAUGCAUAUGGAGAGGGAUGAGCUACCCGUCCCUACUCUUCCAAAAGAAAAGCACAUUGUCCGUCGCUUCAGUUUUCAAACCGAACACCAUUCAGUUGAUGCUUGUCGUAAGCUAUUACCCCCUGUUGCCAGAUCUAUCUAUGUAUUUUCUACAUCAAUGGAAACUUUUUUACCCUUUUACGAGUUUCUUGACAGCCUUCUGGGCAUUGCACGCAUAACCCGGCGUCAUUAUAUAUUACGUGAUUUUUUCUCCCGUUUCAAGCUUCUCAGGGUGUUGGCGAUCUUCAAUAAAGUUGAAAGGUUCCGUACAUUUCCACUCGAGAUCACAAAGUUAUUUCAUUUGAGAUAUCUCCAAGUUUUUUUUUCAGGCGAUAUUCCUGAAUCAAUCUCAGAGCUUCAGAAUUUGCAAACUCUAAUUAAUCAUGGGGGAAAAGGGAUGCCAAAUCUAGAGGAACUUUCUGGUCUCUGUUCUUUAAGUUGUACAACUGAAGUCUUUUCUCGCAUUCCCAAUUUAAAGAGAUUGGUUGUCUAUGAAAUUUCAUCUAGGAGAGAGGGUAUGGCCAAUCGCCUCAUCGAUAUGUCCAACUUGACAAAACUCGUAACAUUGAAGUGUUGGGAGUAUGAUGUUCCGAAACCUAUCUCCAUCAAGAUGUUUGUUUUCCCAACAUCACUUAAGAGGUUGACUUUAUAUGAGUUCCGUUUUCCUUGGAAAGACAUAUCAACUCUUGCCAUGUUGCCAAAUCUUGAAGAGCUCAAACUUAAAUAUAAUGCAGUCAAGGGUGGCGUAUGGAGAUUAAGUGAUGAAGACAAGUUCGAAAGCCUAAAGCUUUUGUUAAUUGCAACUACAACUUUCUUUCAUCAUUGGGAAGCUAGCAGUGAUAACUUCCCAAAUCUAAAACGCCUUGUUCUCAAUAAUUGCCACUGCCUCAAACAAAUUCCGACAGAUUUUGGGGAAAUUUGUAGUUUGGAGUCAAUUGAAUUACAUUAUUGCAACACUACUGCUGAGGAUUCUGCAAGAAAGAUUAAACAAGAACAACAAGACAUGUGA